AUGGCGCUGUCCUGUAGAGGGUUAUGCAGUGGGGCUUCAUUGAUCUUACUGUACGGAAAACGACCUGUCGGGGUCAAAGCAAGUCUCUGCACACCGAGACUGGCUUCCACAAAAUCCAGUAGUGUGUGGUUUGUUAGACACUACUCUCCUUCACAAGCCAGGCAUGGGAUUGGUCGAAGCGUUGUGUCCGGUCUGAAAUGGGCUAAUGAGAAAUAUGAGCGAUUCCUGCAACGUCGCUUUCCAAGAUUUUACGUCAUUUAUCACACUUUUAUGAGAGGUUUCCGGCUCCUGUUUCAAGAUGGUAAAGAAGUGAGAAGAAUCGUAGCCCGCAUGCUCAGUGAAAGAAUAGAGCACCAGAAUUUGCCUUACCAUGAUAUGGAGAAAAUCAGGCAGGUCCGCAGGGACUUAAUCAAAGCCAUUCCAUUGGUCAUCUUAUCAAUACCUCCUUUUGCCAACUAUGUGGUCUUCAUCCUUAUGUACCUCUAUCCUCGUCGGCUUCUGAUCCGGCACUUCUGGACCCCACAGCAGUUGGUGGAGUUUCAGGGGGUGUAUCAUGCCCAGAGAGCCGAGCACCACUGGGCUAUAGUCAAAGGGAUGGAGAGCACGUCAACAUCGGUCCAAGACAGCCGACUCAAAAGCCGCCUUACAGAGCUCUGCAGUAAGGUCCGAAGUGGAGUCCAUCCUGUGGUGUCUGACGUCCAUGCAGUGAGAACUUUGUUCUCUGGACCUCCCUUGGGUAUCAAGAGAAUGUAUGCAGAUCAGAUGAGACACCUCUGUGCAUUGCUCUUUCUGACGCCCCGCCUCCCAGGCUUCUGGAUUGGUCGACGCUUGAACAGCCACGCCUUUGAACUCAUGCAGCUUGACCGUGCCAUUGUUCGAUUAGGCUUGCAUCAGUUAAACGAUGCAGAGCUCAGAGAGGCAUGUUACGUGAGAGGGCUGAAUCCAGACCGCCUGAGUCCAGGGCAGUGCCGGGAAUGGCUCACACAGUGGAUUCAGUUCUCAACACACCUCAAAGAGUCCGAGACCUCCCUCUAUCUGCACUGUAUGGUACUGCUAACUGUAAACUUCCCUAAACACCAAAGUCACUGACCUCUGGAGGAAGUAAAUGACUUCUCUUCAAAACCAUUCAUUGAUCAUCCACCACCACACCCAAAGGCAAAACACCGCGGGAACAAACAGACUCAUGUAUGCAAAUCCAAACAGCGCAACACAAGCUUUUUUACCAUGAGUCUUUAGGCUUAGUCGCAUUUUAUGUUAUGAAGGGAUUUUUUUUUCUCCGGUUUAUGCAGGAAUUAUUCUUUAAAGGGGCUGUCAUGCUUUAAAUGUUUUUCUUGGAGAUCUAUCCAAUUUUGUUUACUUCAGUAAGGAACAGAUAGGAGGGACAUGGUCACUGAAAGAUGUCAUCGGGAUUAUG
Molecule: messenger RNA, 1414 nt
Organism: Sinocyclocheilus anshuiensis
Lineage: Eukaryota; Metazoa; Chordata; Actinopteri; Cypriniformes; Cyprinidae
Product: LETM1 domain-containing protein 1-like
Exons: 9
Coding region: 1-1089 (362 amino acids)
Biological process (GO): intracellular monoatomic cation homeostasis
Cellular component (GO): mitochondrial inner membrane
Molecular function (GO): ribosome binding
Source: RefSeq, a predicted model, not a curated record